GUUACCGGCGAGCGCAUGUAGGUCGACAGAGUGCAACCAACUUUAGCGCACGGCGCCCUGGACGCUUUUGAGGUGAAGAACGUGGACGCUGAUUUACAUCUCCACUCACUUCUCUAUGUCUGGAAAAUUACAAGAACUGAUCAUGGGGAAUGUGGGUUGCCUGAGCAGGUUUUGUGAAAUCUAGUAGAUUCCUGUGGAGAAGAGGUGAAUCAACACUUAGCAAAGAGUGGUUAGAAAAUUGCUGAGAAGACUCCAGUUUCACAUUCUUCACUGACACCUGGGGAGCUGAAAGAAUGGACCAAGCCAGGACAACGAUAUCUAAAAUUUUCAACGGGGAGCCACGCUCAUACACCCGUUUCAGCCUUACCCAAAAUAUGGAGGGUGGAGACAGCCAGGUGGAGAUGAAACUCGCCCCAGAGGUGGAGGAGGAAGUGGGAACCAACGGGGUGGGGGAACACCUCAACCACCAGAGUCAGUCGCCCUACAGACGAAAGCCGUCACGCACCCCUAAAAAUAUCUUUUAUCUGAUUGCAGUCACUCUACUCAUCUUUAUCAUUGGAUAUCUUAUUGGAUACCUGGUGCAUCGGAAGCAGGAUAAGUCCUCACCAACUUGUGAUCAGACUGAUGAUCAGGCGGUAGCUGGACGUGUGGCUGAUGAUGAAGAUUCAAGUUGGACUGGAUCAUAUACACCUCAACUGGAUUGGAGCGACGUUAAAAAGCUGUUUGGAGACAAGCUGACAGUUAGCCAGAUUGAGGCCAGUCUGAGGGAGUUUGCCAGUAAUGACCACAGGGCUGGGUCUCCAGGUGACGAGGACCUGGCCAACAAAGUGCUGCAGAGGUUCCGGGAGAACAACCUGAAGACCUGGGAUGAUAAGCACUAUGUGACGCUGCAGGUUCCACCUACCUCUGCUUCCAACAGUCUCACGUUCCGUGGCCAGAACUUGGGUCCUCUACAAGGUUACCUGGCCUACAGUGCCAGCGGAUCUGCGGAGGGUAGUGUUUUGUAUGCUUACUAUGGACGGGUGGAAGACUUUGAAGACCUGGAAGAUAAUGGUGUUGGUGUGAGUGGAAGGAUUGUUCUGGUCAGAGCUGGUGGGCGUAUAAGCUUUGCUGAAAAGGUGGCUAAUGCUGCAAACAUGAAUGCAAGCGCUGUCCUGAUCUACCCUGAUCCAGCAGAUUAUGCCUUCAGUGAAGGAACUCAUCUGUUUGGCCAUGUGCAUCUUGGUUCAGGAGAUCCCUACACACCAGGCUUCCCCUCAUUCAACCACACUCAGUUCCCACCUGCACGCUCGUCUGGCUUGCCCAACAUCAUAGCCCAGACCAUCACUGCGUCAAUGGCCAAAUCUAUUAUGGGGAAGAUGGGGGGACGGACUGCUCCUCGCAGCUGGAUUGACGGUGGGCUGUCUGGAGUGCUGUACAAACUGGGAGAGGACAGCGAUACUGCAACUGUGCAAGUGAACAAUGCCCUGGCCAAUACAAGGAUUCACAACGUGUUUGGUGUCAUCAAGGGUGUCACCGAUCCAGACCGCUACGUUGUGAUAGGAGCUCAGAGGGACGCAUGGGGCCCUGGCUUUGCCAAGUCAACUGUGGGCACUGCUUUGUUGGUGGAACUGGCCAAGACCAUCAGCUACAUGGUCAGAGAAGGCAGAUUCGUGCCCAGAAGAAGUUUUGUCUUUGCCAGCUGGACAGCUGGUGAAUAUGGUAACAUUGGCGCCACCGAGUGGUUGGAGAGUUAUUUGCCAUCUCUGAGUAUGAAGGCUUACUCUUACAUCAGUCUGGAUGGAGUCGUAGCAGGCACUACUGAGACUUUCAAAGCAAGUGCAAGCCCCUUGAUGAAUGGUCUAAUUUUAGACACAAUGAAGGAGGUGUACACUGUUCAUGACCCUAGAAAAACAAUCUUCGCACAAGUGGGAGAGCCCAAAUGGGAAGGAGUAGUGCUGGAGGAUAUGGACAUGUCAAACCCUGCCUAUCCAUUCACAACCUUCUCCGGUAUUCCAUCGGUCUCCUUCCGGUUCAGUGCAGGCCAGGCCAAAGGGGUGUACCCUUUCUACAAUACCCUGCUGGACACUAGAGAAAACCUGAACUCGGCCACGUAUGGAAACGUGGCAAAGGUGGCUCGGGCUGCGGGGCAGGUGGCUGGUCACAUGGCCUUGAGGCUCGUCCACGACCAUCUGAUCAGGUUGAGUGUUGAGCAGUAUGAUCAGAUCAUUCGUAAACGCGUCAUCCAGAUCAACGGCAAAGUCAACGUACUGCUGCAGAAUGGCCGUCUCCCCGCCAACUUCACCCCGCAGUGGCUCAUCUCCGCCAUGGGCUCCUAUGGACGUGGCGCACGUAGUAUCUACAGCGCCAUUGAGAACAGUGAUCUCGAGGACACAGAGCAUUGCCGCCUGCUGAAUGACCGUCUGAUGCGGGUGGAGGCCAAUCUCCUGUCCCCAUAUGUUUCUCCCAUAGACAGCCCAUUCCGCCAUAUCUUGCUCGGCUCAGGCCAGCACACGCUCAGCGCCCUUGUGGAGAACCUGGACGCCCUGAAGAGUACCUCAGAGCCGGGUGACGUCGACCGGCUGCUGAACCAGUUCGCCCAAGCCACCUGGACCAUCCAGAGCUGCGCCAACGCCCUGGCAGGGGAGGUGUGGGACAUGGACAACAACAUUUAGACCCUAAAUCAGACCAGAAGGCUAGACCCAGCUGAUUACUUUAUUAGGUUUUUUACCGCUUGUGAAAGAGGUCUAUUUCAUAUUCAGGUCUUAGCCCCUUUGAUCUAAAAGAUCUCAAAUAGAUCAUCAGUGUUACAGACAUGCUGGGAUUCUCCUUGAAUUGAAGAAACCAUUGGUGCUAAACAAUAACAAAAAUGUCCGUUAAGUGUUUCAUACACAGCAGUAUUUUCUGAAAUGCCAAGAAGAACAAUUAAGAAACGUAUACAAUUAUAGUGCCAGCAUACAGUAUAUGCCCGUCAUAUGUGUAUUCAUUGAAAACCAACAUGGUCACCUGGUUGCUUUGUUACAAUUUACACAUGGCCUUAAAAGAGUUGUUACAGUAUAUUUUUUUCAUUUUGGUGCUCAGAAUCCCUGGAUUGACUUUGAUAGUGGCUAUAUGGUGCUAUGAGUAAGAGGUUUAGCUGGAUCCUCUAAAUUCGUGAAAAAAUAAUAUGUUCCUGCUUUUGUUUUUAUGAUGGCAUUGAAAUCAGAAGCACACUGCAGGAAGUGAUGGGGUCAUAAAAUCGAAUAGCCACUAUCUCUCUAUUCACCAUGGGGUAGACUCUACUUAUCGUGCUAUUAGUAAUUUAUUUAUCAGUGACAGGGUUCACUAUAAAUAGUCUUUUUUUUACCUUAUGUAUAAUUAUCGGGAGCAGUGCCUUCCAUAAUUAUGACAGUUAUACUGUCAAACUGACAAAGCAGCAUCUGCUAUGGAAUUAUACAUGAUGCCAAUAGUCACGGCACCAAAAACUGCCAUGACACUUAGAAGACCCCACAUGCCACUUUUUGCAACUUCAGAUUCACUCAGAUUUAUUCUCAUUACAUCUUGGUCUUCAGUUAUCCUUUUUCUUAAUUUGUGUAGUAGCCAAUACGGGGUCUACAGAAGUGGCUGUUUUUGGUGAGUUGCCUUUUGGGACAUGUAUAUUUCUGAUUGUAAACCUGAACCAUUAUCGGGAGCAGUGUCUUCCAUAAUGUGAAGAAGAAGGUAGUUUUUGCCUACCAGUUGAUUUAUAUCGAGGGCAGUGUCCUUCAUAUUUCACUGUAGGGUGGAUGUCAUUAUCGGGAACAGUGUUUCCCAUAAUCGUGAUUUUGUACAUAUCCUGCAUCAAGCUGUCAUAUGGUUUGGUAUCUUAUGUCUACGUACCACGGCUAUGCAACAUCUUGUUGUUUUCUUCCUUUUUUGAAUUUACAGCAGUGCAAUCCUUCAGCCCAUGCAUUUGUUUUCUUCUUCUUUGGAAAGUGUGGCAGGAAAACAGGAGAUCUGAUUACUUUUUGAGAUGACUUUAAAGCGCCGUAUGCAUCAUAUAGGGUGAUCUAUUAGCAAAAGUGGAAUGUAGUAUUUGUUUUCAUUGAUAUUUGUAUCACCUGUAGCUACAAAUUCCUGUCUUUUGUUAGUUUAGAAUGAGCCCCUAUAUAUGGAAGUGAGUCAUCUUCCACACAGCCCACCAUGUUGUGUUGCCCUGUUUAUAGUGUAGCCCAAAAUGGACAAACCAAAACAUUGGCAGAGGGCCUUUUGUUUGUUUUUUUUUCUUGGUACCUGUAGCUUCUCCGACUUAUUUGGAAAGGAAGAAGUAUAAGUUUGAUAAUCAGCCUUACCACUAUGCCACUGAAUCGUUCAUACUGGAUUUUAUAGCUUUUUUCUUUUUUUUUUAAUAGCUGAAUCAAGAAUGAAAAAGCCACCAUACAGAGUGGCUCAGGGUUUCAGUUGGUUUGAAGAUUUUUCCAUACCUGUUAUUGUUUUGAACUUUUUUUACUUAGUAGUUCUCACUUGUGUGGUUGCCAUGUUUAUCUUCUGCUCUCUUUCCUUAAUGUGCACACAUCUUGAUUUUAAACUCUGAUUAGACUCACUUACCUGUCAUUAUAGGCUACUCCAAAUAUGCUACAUAAUCCAUAUAUUAGUCCCCACCUCCCCCUUUAAAGUAAUGAAAACCACAUUAUGACCAACUAUAGUCGUAUUCAGAGUACAGUAUAAUCAUACACAUUUAGAAUAUUUAAUUUCUUAUAGUCAGAGUGAUGGGUGCAACAGGCAUGAGUAGAUACAUCAGAAUGCUAUUUCAGAACAGACUGAACAUUUUGUGUAACUCUUUGACUGGAAAAAACAGAUGAAUGAAUUUGUGUUUGUAAUGAAACAAGGCUGAUAACGUUUUAAGGGGUGGAUUUUAAUAAAAGAUACGCCAGUAACAUUUGCUGGUGCCGAGAUUUAGAUUUGAUUUGAGAUGUUGUAUGAAAAACAGAAGAAUCAACAUGUAUAUUCAAGAGAUGUUUGAAGCAUUGGGAAUGCAAUGGUGUAGAUUUGAACUUUUUUCUUUCGGUCAAGAGAAUAAUCUAAAAAUACUGACAAGUUUUUAACCGGAUGAAACUAGGGGUUGGUCAUUGACCAUGGCAUUGGCAUCUGCAGAUUCAUGCAGAUAUUUGCCCAUGGGAGAAAAAUCAGAAUAUGUUGUGGCUGUUGAACACUCCACUACAUUUUGUAGACUUUGAAAGCUGUAGAAUAUAUUUUCCUUCAAUAAAGCUUUGCAUUGCGCUUAAA
Messenger RNA from Sardina pilchardus (European sardine), 5223 nucleotides. RefSeq names its product transferrin receptor 1a (gene tfr1a). NCBI's taxonomy places the organism in Eukaryota, Metazoa, Chordata, Actinopteri, Clupeiformes, Clupeidae. Bases 294 to 2654 code for a protein of 786 amino acids. The record is from RefSeq and is a predicted model, not a curated record. The transcript is spliced from 20 exons. Gene Ontology annotation, biological process: intracellular iron ion homeostasis; iron ion transport. Gene Ontology annotation, cellular component: external side of plasma membrane.